Messenger RNA from Rotaria sp. Silwood2, 2046 nucleotides. Lineage: Eukaryota; Metazoa; Rotifera; Eurotatoria; Philodinida; Philodinidae. The record is from the annotation of a GenBank genome assembly.
AUGGCUAAUGUUUUUCUACAAUUUUUAAUUGAUGUUGAAAAUGGAGAUUUAGAUGCUGUUAAACGAAAUAUUCAAAAUGGUAUCGAUUUAGACAUACGCGAUGAAGAUCAACAGACAGCACUUAUUUUAGCAGCUCGGUGUAAUCAUUUUGAAUGUGUAAAAGUUCUCCUUGAAGCUCAUGCUGAUGUUAAUGCUGAGGAUGUGGAUCAUUGGACAGCAUUACUGAACGCAUGUCAAAAUGGAAAUUUAGAUAUCGUAUGUCUUCUUACUGAGAAUGGUGCAUAUAUUGAACAUUGUGAUUGUGGACAAUUUUCUCCAUUGAUGUGGGCCUCCUAUCAAGGACAUACAAGAGUUGUUGAAUAUUUAUUAAGUUGUGGUACAAAUGUUAAUGCUCAGGAUGAACAUAGCAUAUCAAGUUUAAGUUGGGCAUCAGGACGAAACCAUGUUGAUAUUGUAGAAUUAUUACUUGCAGCUGGUGCUUCACCUAAUUUAUGUGAUAAGAAUAAUACAAGUCCAUUAAUUUGGGCCAGUAGACGUGGUUAUACAAGAAUAGUCGAUUUAUUACUAAAACAUAAUGCUAAUGUUAAUAGUAUUGGAAUGAAAAACAUGACAGCUCUCUUAGCUGCUACAAAAGGUGGUCAUGCAGAAACUGCUCUUCGUCUUCUUGAAAAUCGAACAAUUGAUAUCAAAAUACAAGAUAAAGAUGGAGAAACACCAUUAAGUCAUGCGUGUGCUCAAGGUCUUACUGAUGUUGUUGCCGAACUUGUUCAACGUCAUGCAUAUGUUAACACAGUCGAUAAAAAUGGUGAUCCAGUUCUUUUUGCUGCUGUGAAAGGUGGAAAAGAAGAUUGUGUUUCUAUUCUACUUGAAAAUCAUGCUGAUAUAAAUGCCAUUGGUGCUGAAAACAAGACAGCAAUUUUGUGGGCUGUGGAACGAGGUCGAUUGAAUGUAGUCAAAUAUUUGCUUCAAUAUAAUCCUGAUGUUGAAGUAUCAGGAGGCUCCGAUGAUGAUACACCAUUAUUAUUAGCUACGAAACGAAAACGUGUUGGUAUUGUUUAUGAACUUAUCAAAUAUGGAGCUAAACUAUCAUCAGUUGAUCAGUUUGGUGAUAAUAGUUUACAUAUUGCACUGCGUAAUCGUAGUAGAGAUAUUGCUGAUAUUCUACUUUCUAAUCCAAGACAUUCAAAAUAUUUGUAUCGACCUAAUAAACGUGGUGAAACACCUUACAAGAUAGAUGCUAGCCUUCAAAAGAGUAUUCUUACAACUAUUUUUGGACAACGAACAUUAAAUUUGAACGAUGAUUCUAUUCUUGGCUAUGAUCUAUACUCAUCAGCAUUAGCCGAAAUUUUAAGUGAACCAUCACUUCGAACUCCAAUUACUGUGGGUUUAUAUGCCAAAUGGGGUAGUGGAAAAUCGGCUUUGUUAACCCAUCUAAAAGACGAAAUGUACGGCUUUGCUCAAUUAACAGAUUUUCCCAGUAUAAAAUUUUCACCGUUGCUGGUCUCAGUUAUUUUCAUCAUAGCAUCAAUUGUUAGUCUUGUUAGUGGUUUUUUAAUUCAUUAUAUUGUUGGUAUAUCACUUGGUGUGAUAUUAAUGGUUUUUCCACUAGCAUUUCUCUGUUUACUUAAAUAUCUUCUUCGUAACAAAGAUUAUGAAUGGACAGCAAAUGUAACACAAUUUAUAAACAAACGUUUAGAAAUGUUACGAUUUCUACUGCAAGUUAUUUUUAUUAAUCCUUAUGCACAUCAUCGCUUAAAAACAAAUGAUACAAAUGAUUGUAAAAAGAUGAAAUUUAUUUUUACUGAAUAUGGAAAAGUUUCAACUGCUGAUGGCGAAAAAGCUAGUGCAAAUAUGAUUGCUGAACUUGCAACCAAUGUCGAAGAAACAUUUGGACUUGUAGCAACACGUCUUUGUCGUGCACUUCAUUCCAAAAAUUUAAGUCAUCAUCGAUUUCGAUAUCUAUGUUGCAUACCGGCAUUUAUUUUUGUUGCUAUUCAAAUUGUACUUGCUUUAGUUCUAAGCAUCCUAAUAUUGGUGAAAGGUUAG